AAGAGGUCGGUGGGGCUGCGUCGUGUUUCCCGGCAGGCUCCGCGCGCAGGAAAGUUAGUGGGCCGCGGCCUGAGGAGACGAGGAGCGGGGAGGACGAGGAGGAGGAGGAGGAGGAGGAGGACGACGACGACCACCACCACCACCACCACCACCACCAGGAGGAUGUCGAUGCCCCCGGCCGGGACCCGCGGCCCCUCCUGCUGCCCCUGCCAGCGGCCUUAGGCCCCGGCGGCCCGGCCCGGCCCGGCCCGCUCCGCUCCGCUCCGGGGCGGGAUGUGGGCGAGGGUCGGGCGGCGUCCGUAGCGGCGGUGGAUGAUGCGGCAGCCCCUCGGGCGGCGCCGGCCGAGGAGGAGGCGGAGGCGGGGGAGCAGGAGGAGGAGGAGGAGGAGCAGCGGGAGCCUAAGGGGGCCGGGGCUGAGCCCUAAGGGGCGGACGCUCCGCGAGGAACAUGUUGUCCCGGAAAAAAACCAAAAACGAGGGGUCCAAGCCGCCUGAAGUGCAGGGGAAAUACGUCAAGAAGGAGACGUCGCCGCUGCUGCGGAACCUUAUGCCUUCUUUCAUCCGACACGGACCAACCAUUCCCAGGAGAACUGAUAUCUGUCUUCCCGAUUCAAGCCCUAAUGCCUUUUCUGCUCCCGGGGAUGGAGUCGUUUCCAGAAACCCGAGUUUCCUCAGAACUCUGAUUCCGAGGCCACCUCACGAGGUCAUGAGGAGAGAAAGCAACCGGCUGUCCGCACCUUCCUAUCUUGCCAGAAGCUUGGCUGACGUCCCUCGCGAGUAUGGCUCCUCAUCUCAGUCCUUCUUGACGGAGGCCGGUGCUGCCGAAAAUGGAGACGCUGGGUCCCGCUAUUACUACCCGGAGAGUUUUUACGACGGCCAGAGGAGAAGAGCGCUGGGAGAGCGCGUGCACGAGGACUUCCGAUACUAUGAGCACAGUAAUGAUCUCUUCCAAAGAAUGCCGCAGAACCAGACCAGGCAUCCUUCAGGCAUCGGAAGGGUUGCUGCUACGUCGUUAGGAAAUUUAACGAACCACAGCUCAGAAGAUUUACCUCUGCCUCCUGGCUGGUCAGUGGACUGGACGAUCAGAGGAAGGAAGUACUACAUCGACCAUAACACUAAUACCACCCACUGGAGCCACCCUCUUGAGCGAGAGGGCCUGCCUCCCGGUUGGGAGCGGGUCGAAUCGUCAGAAUUUGGGGUGUACUACGUCGACCACAUAAAUAAGACGGCGCAGUACAAGCACCCGUGUGCUCCCAGCGUCCCCCGUUAUGACCAGCCUCCUCCAGUUACGUAUCAACCCCAGCAAGCCGACAGGAGCCAGGUCUUCCUCGUUCCUGCAAAUCCCUAUCACACUGCCGAGAUUCCCGACUGGCUCCAGGUCUACGCCAGGGCUCCUGUCAAAUACGACCACAUUCUGAAGUGGGAGCUCUUCCAGCUGGCCGACCUGGACACCUACCAGGGAAUGCUGAAGCUGCUCUUCAAGAAGGAACUGGAGCGCAUCGUCAAGCUGUACGAAGCCUACAGGCAAGCCCUCCUCUCCGAACUCGAGAACCGCAAGCAGAGGCAGCAGUGGUAUGCCCAGCAACACGGCAAGAAUUUCUAAGCUAACUUUUUCAAAUGGAAUUUUGUCGGGGUUUGGGGUUUUUUUAAACAGCUUUAAAACGUUUUCACUUUGAAACCAUGAACACAAGUACUUGGUUUAAGGAAGGCAGCUUACCCUUUGCCGAUAUUGCACCUGUGCGGUGGAAAACACCAUUGAGACUCUUUUAAACGUACCCUGUUUUUAGAAAGAGAGAUGUCUCUCGGAAGAACGUUCAUUUUUCAGAGAAGCAGUGUCCGAGAACACUAAGUAGCCCUUCCGCCCCCAGAUGGAACAAAGAUGCCGGCUUGUACCGGUAACUGAGAUGGCAACAUUGAGGAACGCUGUUUCUGUUAAACGGUGUUGGGUUUCCCCGGGUGAGGAGGCCGCAGCCCCAGCGAAAUCAAGCUAGCUACCUGUGUGUCGUCUUCAUAAAGCAAGAUGUUUACAGCUUUAAGCUCUAGCAUUUUUACACGAUGUGGACACUUGCUGUACUGUUUUUGAAAUGACACAAACUUGGAAGAAAUGAAAUUUGGUUACAUCGCUCUAACGGGCAAAGUUAGAGUUGCUUUUUUUGUUUUGUUUUUUAAACUCUAAAGCUGCAAAGAGCUGGUGGAUCCAGUGGGUUUCGGCCAACUGCUGUGCAGAUGGUGGGGUUGAGCGGGGAGGGGCCUUUUUCCUUUUCUCAGGACUAAAGACUGGGGUGGCCCCCCGGCCAGGCAGGGGCCCAGAUGCCCGGAGAUACCCUUCUGCCCUCCCAGACCACUCUAACUGUGCCUAGGCGGAGAAAGACAAGCCAGCUUUUUUCCUCAGCGGGUUAAAAUCUACCGCUCUUAGGACAAUCAGGGAGUCAGCCAGGAAUCAUGUUUGUUAAAUUGCUUUACAGAUCAGUUUUUCUAUCCUGUAAAAAAAAGUCGUUCUUCACCAAAAGACGCGGAAUCAUGUUAAAUGCAUCCCAGCCCGCCACAGACCUAUUCCGUGCAACAACCGUAAGUCCCGAGAAUUCGAUAAGUUUCAACUUUCCGUUCAAAUGAGUCGGAAUCUCUCGGCAGUUAGGUUUGUACUUCGUCUAAGUUUUUAGAUUACCACAAGCAGGCACCUAUGCUGUGAUAUUAAAAUGUUACCGCUCACAUGGUCGUUUGAUAACAAGCUUAUUAAAUAUAUUUUUAUGAAAGCUAAAAA
This is a messenger RNA of Ornithorhynchus anatinus (platypus), 2761 nucleotides long. It is a transcript of the gene SAV1, whose product is annotated as salvador family WW domain containing protein 1. The transcript has 5 exons. The record is from RefSeq and is a predicted model, not a curated record. NCBI's taxonomy places the organism in Eukaryota, Metazoa, Chordata, Mammalia, Monotremata, Ornithorhynchidae. Gene Ontology annotation, biological process: hippo signaling; apoptotic process; regulation of cell population proliferation. Gene Ontology annotation, molecular function: protein binding; molecular adaptor activity. The coding region runs from base 449 to 1603 and encodes 384 amino acids.